GAGGACCUCAACAUGGAUAGGUUGGUUCCUCCGUCACAUGAUGAAGGCGCCUGCAUAGGAACCAAUGAAAGGGCGAGGCGGGCCGAAGCCAGGCCGAGGCCCAGCGCGCGGGAAGGGACCCGGCCCUGGUGCUGGGCAAGGCCGCUCACUCGCUGUCGCGCAUCGGAGACGAGUUGUACUUAGAGCCACUGGAGGACGGGCUCUCGCUUCGCACCGUGAACGCAUCCCGCUCGGCUUUCGCCUGCUUCCUGUUUGCGCCGCUUUUCUUCCAGCACUACCAGGCGUCCCGGCCGCCGCAGGGGCAGCCUCCGCGCUGCAAAGUCCUCAUGAAGUCGUUCCUGUCAGUAUUUCGCUCGUUGGCAGCGCUAGAGAAGACAGUGGAGCGCUGCUGCAUCGCGCUGAGCACCGAGAACAGCCGCUUGGUCAUCCAGCUCCACUGCAAGCACGGCGUGACCAAGACCCACAACCUGUCCUUCCAGGAGUGCGAAUCCCUCCAGGCCGUCUUCGACCCGGCCCUGUGCCCGCACUUGCUCCGAGCCCCUGCCCGGGCCAUCUUGGGUGGUCAGCAGAGCUGUCCAAGCUGAGCAUUACUGUGGCCGGUGCCCUGGACAGGGUGUUGGUGGAAGCUGUGUCGCCCUUCUCACCAGCGUUGUCAGAGGUGACCCUGGGAGUGAGCAGGGGCCGAAGAGUCGUUUUCAGAAGCUACCUGGAGGAGGAUACAGAUGCUGCCAGAGCCAUGAUGACAGAGAUGAGCCUCAGUGAAGAAGAGUUCCAGCAGCUGCAGGCCCAGGAGGGAGCCUCCAUUACCUUCUGCCUCAAGGAGUUCCGGGGUCUCCUGAGCUUUGCAGAGUCAGCUAACCUUCUCCUCAACAUCCACUUUGAUGUUCCUGGCAGGCCAGCCAUCUUCUCCAUUGAGGAUUCACUGCUGGAUGGUCACUUUGUCCUGGCUACUCUGUCUCAGUCCGACCUCUGUUCUCAGGAGCCUUGUCGGCCUGGGCAGGGGACACACAGUACAACCCACCUGGAUGACUUUGCAAAUGAUGAUAUCGACUCUUAUAUGAUCGCCAUGGAAACUACUGUGAGUGAAGGGGCAGCAGUCACUCCCAGGACCCCUUCCCCUGUGUCGGAGGAGGAGGCAGAGCCCAAUGUGGUACCUGGGACCCCUCCUCUAAAAAAGUUCCGUUCCCUGUUCUUUGGCUCAGUGUUGGCCCCAACAGAGUCUCCUUCUGAGCCCAACCCAGUACUGGCAGAAGACAGCGAGGGGGAGGGCUGAAUCAUGCUCCUCAGGACGAACCUCGAGUUCAAGACUUUUCACCUGCCUGGUUGUUUGUGCCAGGAAAGGCCUGAACCAAGCUGGGGGUGGGGGUAUUGGUGCAUCUGAGAGAAUGGCUGCCCCUAUCCAGCAGCAGGAGAGGACACAAGAGGCCCUUGGGCCUCAGCACCAUGUGGCUAAGUUCUCUAGUGGGCUCUGGGUCUUGCUUCCUCCCCCUUCAAUGCCCAUGAGGCCUUCUGAGAAGGCAGCACCUUCUCCCUCAAUAAAGACUCCCAAGCCCAAA
Molecule: messenger RNA, 1556 nt
Organism: Monodelphis domestica (gray short-tailed opossum)
Lineage: Eukaryota; Metazoa; Chordata; Mammalia; Didelphimorphia; Didelphidae
Source: RefSeq, a predicted model, not a curated record